AUGGUGGAUGCAGUGGGUGGAUGCAGCAUCUGUCAGUUACCAGACCAUGUGCAAUAAAGCGUAAUGGGUGGAAGUGAAGAAAGAAACCCAUCCUGACUCACCUAGAGGACAAGUUACUGGUAACUUGCUGUUUUAAGGAAACAACACAGGGAGAUCACAACUACCUCAAAAAGACUUUUCUGCAAACAAAUAGCACCUUGCAUUCCUCAUCAGAUGUCACCCCCACCCCGACUUCCUCCGCCAUGUCCUGAUGGUGCUUUGUGACGUGUAAAGCCUUCCUUCCUGCCCAGGGCUACCAUUGGCUGGGUAGUGGAGUGUUGACCAAUCACAGCUCAGGGACGUGAUCGCCUCAUUGUCCUGGGAUCGCGGGAGGGGUAUAUACAGGGAGGCCAGGCAGCCUGGAGUUAGUCGACCGUUGGGAGACGUUGAGCGGCGGAAGAUGAGUCCAAAGCCGAGAGCCUCCGGACCUCCGGCCACCAAGGCGGCACGAAAGAGCAAGUCCUCCCCCCAGCUGAGCCCCAGUAGCCCGAAGAAGAAGACUACCAAGGUGGCCAAGAAGGGGAAAGCAGCCCGUGGAGGGAGAGGAGGGAAGAAAAGGGCUGCAAAAAAGAUGGCGGCUGUGACGGCACCUGAGGCGGGGAGCGGGCCAGCGGCACCCGGCCCCAGUGACCAGCCCAGCCAGGAGCCCCUUCAGUAUGAGCUGCCACCGGCGGAGCCAGUGAGCGAGGAGACCCAGCUGGAGGAACCACUUAGUGAGGAGACCAAUGAGACCAAGCUGGAGGAACCACUGAGUGAGGGGUGGCCAACUACUCCCGUAUCUCCUUGA
Nomascus leucogenys (northern white-cheeked gibbon) is the source of this 826-nucleotide messenger RNA. Its product is annotated as testis-specific basic protein Y 1-like. Lineage: Eukaryota; Metazoa; Chordata; Mammalia; Primates; Hylobatidae. The coding region runs from base 440 to 826 and encodes 128 amino acids. The record is from RefSeq and is a predicted model, not a curated record. The transcript is spliced from 5 exons.